Electrophorus electricus (electric eel) is the source of this 6028-nucleotide messenger RNA. The record is from RefSeq and is a predicted model, not a curated record. NCBI's taxonomy places the organism in Eukaryota, Metazoa, Chordata, Actinopteri, Gymnotiformes, Gymnotidae.
GAGGGAGAGGGAGGGAGAGAAAGAGAAGAAGAGAAAGAGAGAGAGGGAGAGAAACAGAGAGAGAGAGGCAUUAAAUGAGCACAGAUUGGCUGCAGAACGUGGAGAAGGAGAGAUGGAUGAAAAUGAGAAGAAAAGAUAUUAGGGAGCGAGGAUGAGAUGAGUCACUACCUGCCAGGAGAGAGUCAGAGAAAGUGAGAGAGAGUGAGACAUGUGGCGGAGUGUCCAUCCCUGCCCACCCUUCCUCCUCUUCUUCUUCCUCCUGCUGCUGCGCACAUGUGCCUGGGCCGUCGAGGAACUCAGAGAGGACCCUCACGCUGUCGCCACGGUGACAGGCACCCCCUGGGGCACGUGGGAGGGAGCGUGGCGGGCUGGCCACGCCCCCUCUGCCGCCGCACGCCCCACUCACACGCAGCCCAGCCCCCCACCACCUGCGGGGAUCCGGGCUGUCAGCUUGGAAGCGCCUGGUGCUGGGGUUUUCCCACACAGAAGCGCCGCUAAUUUUCGACCCAGCGCCACAGGUAUUCCCUGGUCCAGCGCGGAGAUGGGUGGAGCGGGUUUCCAACGGGCCAGUGGAAACAGCACGAGUCGCACGGUGUUCCAGGGAGCAGCGGGUCCAGCAGUCCAGAGCAGGGCAGUGCCGCGGCCCAGGGUCCGGAGGAGCUGGAUCUGGAACCAGUUCUUCGUCAUUGAGGAGUACAGCGGGCCGGAGCCAGUUCUGAUUGGACGGCUACAUUCAAGUAUGGACCGUGGUGAUGGCCACACCAAGUACAUUCUGACGGGGGAGGGGGCGGGAUCCGUGUUUGUGAUUGACAGUAAGACAGGAAACAUCCAUGUCACCAAACCUCUGGACCGUGAGGAGAAGGACCAGUACCGGCUCAUCGCUACGGCAACGGACAGGCAGACAGGGCAGGCACUGGAGGCCUCGUCGCAAUUUCUCAUCCGAGUGCAGGACAUCAAUGACAACUCGCCUGUGUUUGCCCAGACGCAUUACAACGCCACUGUCCCCGAGAUGGCCAGCAUUGGAACGUCUGUUGUCCAGGUGACAGCUACGGAUGCAGAUGACCAGGCUUACGGGAACAGUGCCAGGCUGGUGUACUCAAUGCUGCAGGGCCAGCAGUACUUCACUGUCGACCCGCAGUCUGGCACCUUGCGUACUGCAGUGUCCGAUAUGGACAGGGAGGUGCAGUCGGAGUAUGUGGUGGUGCUACAGGCCAGAGACAUGGGUGGCCACCAGGGGGGGCUCACGGGAACCACCUCCGUCACUGUGCACCUGAGUGACGUCAACGACAACCCACCACGCUUCACCAGCAAUGUGUGGUCGUUCUCGGUGUCGGAGCUGGCACUACCUGGCGUGGAGGUGGGGCGAGUGUCAGCCACAGACGCAGACCUAGGGGAGAACGCUCGCCUGGACUUUACCAUUGCAGACGGAGACGGAGGGGACGCCUUCAACAUCACCGGACUGAACCAAGAGGGUGUGAUUUUACUCAACAAGGUGGUGGACUAUGAACGGCGCAGCUUGUACACUCUGUCUGUGGAGGUGCAGAACCCGAGCGUGGACGCACGGUUCGUGCGGCGCGGCCCGUUUAAGGACCGCGCCGUGGUGCGCGUCACCGUGCUGAACGCCGACGAGCCGCCACGCUUCUCACGAUCGCGAUACCGACUAGACGUGGCGGAGAACUGCCCCCCUGCCUGUGCUGUGGGGCGUGUCACCGCCGUUGACCCAGACUCAGGCCUCAGCAGCAAUAUAAAAUACUCUAUUGACCCUGAGUCAGAUCCAGAAGCUUUGUUUCGUAUUGCCCCUGACAACGGACUCAUCACCACGGCGAUGGAGUUGGACCGGGAGCAUGAGAAGUGGCAUAACAUCACUGUCAUCGCCACCCAGAGAGAUAGUCCCAACCAGGUUACCAGGGUAGCGGUUGCCAUAGAGACGCUGGACCUGAAUGACAAUGCGCCCGAGUUGGACAGGCAGUACAGCACAGCUGUAUGCGACACCAGCACCCCUGGACAGGUGAUCCAGGUUCUCCGUGCUGUGGACCGAGACCAAACCAGCCACAGCUCCCUCAUACACUUCAGUCUGCCCAGUGACGGCAGGCUGACGCUCAACCUUACCCUGCGGCAGGGCGGAGGCCACACAGCCAGUCUGAUACUCCUUUCACCCAUGAAGCUCCUCCCUCACCUCACCUCUUCUUCGCACACCUUAAAAAUACCCAUAAUCCUCCGGGAUGGUAUGUCGGAGCUGAGCAGCACUGGGACGGUCACCGUGGCGACGUGCCCCUGCCGGGGAGGGGGCAUGAGGACGGAGGAGAGGAAGAGCGAGAGCAGCACGGACCCCCAGGCGGAGUGGGAGAAGCGGGUGGUGUGUGUGCCCCACAGUCCGGGGGACGCCCCGCUGGGCCUCAGCUCACUGGCCGUGCUGGCUGCCCUGGGAUUCUCAUCCGCCCUGCUCGUGGUGACUGCGCUGGCCCUCUCUGUGCGCAGACAGAAGAGUGACACUCUGUCCCCCCUGGAGGAUGAUGAAAUCCGAGAGAACAUCAUCACGUACGACGACGAGGGGGGAGGGGAGGCAGACACGGCCGCCUUCGACAUCGCCACGCUGAAGAGCGCCCCCCCCAGGUUACACGGGGCACUGCGCCUCAGUGACAGCAGGAACACAUGCUCGGGGUACAGCAGGACCCAGAGCCCGGUGCGGCCCGGCUCGGUGGCCCUCUACGGCAGGUUUUGCUACAGCUUCCAUGCGCCACCUGCGGUCGUGGAACUCCGCUCCCCGAUGGGCCCGGGUGUGGAAAUGACCACACUGGCCUGUCCCCUACCGCACGGCCUGGCCCACGCCUGCGGGUCGCCGGGCCCGAGGGCGGGGCCCGUCGACCUACGUAAUGGCACGCAGGAGAGCAGAGCCAACCUUUCUGCUGAUGACGAAGCAGGAAAUGAGGUCAUUUGUGACAGUCAGAAAUGGAGUCAAGAACAGCAGGCUCCAGUGCUCCACAGCUCUAACUGGAGUGACUCCAACCACUCUGGGGCUCCUCCGUCUGGAUUCCCCACCCAUCACAUCUCCACCUCCACCAUCACCUCCACCGUUGCUACGGAUGACACCACACCCACACCUGUUCCCCACAGACUGACGGAGGCUCCCAUUAACACGAGCCAGAGCACAGCACCGCAGCGCCCCCUGCAGGCACUCAGAACCACAGAGGGGGCACUGCGGAGAGGGGGCGGAGGGAUACCACUGGUCGGAACUACUUGUCUGUACCCAGAGGCGAGUGAGUCGGUGGGUGUAUAUGCACUGGCAGGGCGGGACUAUUCUCAACCCCUUUUCAUGCCUUUCCAAGGAGGGGUGGGGUUAUACACGGGAGGGCGGGGCUUAGGGAGCCGUGUGGGGGAGUGGGCGAUGAGGAGUGGCUCUAACUCACUUACUCACAGAAUGGGCGACUUCCUGCAGGACCGAUUAGCCCAGGUGACCUAUGACCCCAUGCAGCCGCCAUACGAUUCGCUGCAGACGUACGGGGUGGAGGGGGCGGGGUCUCAGGCCACGUCCCUCAGCUCCCUGGAGAGCGAGGGCGAGAGGCAGGCAGAGGAGGCAGAGGGCGUAGACGAGUGGGGACCCAAGUUUCACACACUGCUGCAGAUCUUCAGAGACAGGGCGAGGGAGACAUGCGACGAGCAGACGGUGGCCAGGCGGGGAGGACCCGGAGAGAUAGGCAGUGUGGAGAAAGAGAAGGAGAGAGGGAUGGAACAGGGAGGGGGGAGAGGAGAGGGAAAGAGCGAGUGAGAGAGAGAGGGGGCGAGAGAGAGAAAGAGAGAUCACAGUAGGGUAACUUAUUGUGAUAUUUCCUGUUGGGGUAAUUCAAAACAUUUUUUUAUAAUUUAGUAAAUAAUAUCGCAAUACCAAGAGAUCCAGUUACUCUGUUUGAGAUCAGUAAUUCACAAAAUUCACAACUAUAACACACUCACACACACACACACACACACACACACACUCACACAGUGGCUAUUCACCGGACACACCGCUAACAUCCACAAUGCUGCUAACACGCUUAGCCACACAUAUGCUGGCGAACACAUGCACACGCGUGCACACGCACACACAUUUUCCAGGCCCACCGGAGGAAAUAAGAGCGAUGUUGCGUUCCCCAGUUUCCCAUAACAUUUGUGUAAAUAAUUCACUUAUGCACUCUGAGCCAAAGUUACAAAACAUCUCAUAUCUGAAAUAUUGAUUGCGGGCCCUCGUGAGCGCCAUUGUUUGAAAAACAGGCCUCAUGAAUAAUGCAUGACCCCUAUUAAUAUUGAUGCUUAUGUAUUAAUAAGAAAAAGCUGCCACAUAACAAAGCAGAAAUAAAGUGAGAGGAUAAUGGUUCAGGGAGAGUGAGAGGGGAGUAAGAAUGAGGGGAGAGUGAGAGGAGAGUGAAAGUGAGGUGUUUUUAACAAGGUUGCAGUAGCUCCACGUCACUGCUCUGGGCGCGGACUUGUUUAAACGCUUUCCUGCGUGUCACCUACUUCUGGGCCUCCUGCCGAGUUCCCUCGUUGCUCUGCCGUUUGACUUCCCUUGACUUUCAACCCGGUAACAACCUCUUCCUCUGCGCUUCUCACCAUUAUGGGCGUCCACGCCGCUGGCCGACGAGCUGUAAAUCAGGUUCUCACCCCACGUAGCUGGGAGAAGAGAGUACGCAUCUGCCGCACAAAGAAAAACUCCAAACCUGACGUGUUCGUUUCUUCCUUCAGACCGACGGGUGGCUUGUGUUUCUAAUCUGAGAGGUUGUGAUGGUGAUUUGGAGAUUGUUGGUAUUAGCUGGGAUUACUUUGAUUGGCACAUGAAUUCUUUCAAAUACAACAACCGACUGUUUAAUCCCCCGACACACCAAACCACACAGGUGUAGCUGUCAGGAGAAACACCUCUGUGUUACACCACCAUAAAAGUGAGUCAUACACACGCGGUGCCCGGCCAAAGUAAUUCAGCCCCCUUCAAAGUCAGCAAAUUUGCCUCGUUCGCAAAUGACAUUUUAUUAUAAUGCGCUGUGUUUUAAAAUAAACUAUAAGACCUAUAAACCUGAAAAUGACUUUAAUAUGGGAUUUAUGUAAGAAAAUAUCUGGUGAGAAAAAUGAAAAAUGCAGUUUGCAUAAGUAAUUCAGCCCGUGCUGGCAGCAGGGUUCACACAGAUGAAACGCAUUGCCCUAACAAGGAUGUAAUUGGCUUAAAAUGACUCGUCUGUGGAUCAUUAAAAGAUGUUACCUGUUCUGAAUAAAAGGCCACGUUACUUCAAAUGCAGCGGGUCAGACAAGCCACGACAACCGAGACAAAACAGCAUUUUCAGAAGAAUAAAGAUGAUGGUCUACACUUGCACAAGAUAGGACCAGACUGCAGAACAAUCUCAAAGUGUUUGGAUAUCCCAGUGUGCACUGCUGGAUCACCUGCGUGGAAAUGCAGGCACUGCCUGGCCAGGGCUGUCUUCUCAAACCCAGCGUCCGAGCAGGACAGGUGCUGGGGACAGCGGUCAGUGGCUGAGGCCACAGUGUAGGAGCCCCAGUCCACGACAGUCAACAAACAGCCCCUGAGAGCUCUGCACUGACCAGCCUGUGAAGGAGGGCAACUGCAAACAACCUGAAGCUCCUGGAGCAAGUCUGCCAGGAGGAAUGAGAGGAAACGUGUCUCAGCACUGUGCAAAACUGGUAGAAACAUCCCCCAACACACCUGAAGGUGGUGGAAACGACGUCCCCCAACACACCUGAGGGUGGUGGAAAUGACGUCACCCAACACACCUGAAGGUGGUGGAAACGACGUCCCCCAACACACCUGAAGGUGGUGGAAACGUAACUCCAACACACCUGAAGGUGGUGGAAACGACGUCCCCCAACACACCUGAAGGUGGUGGAAACGUAACUCCAACACACCUGAAGGUGGUGGAAACGACGUCCCCCAACACACCUGAGGGUGGUGGAAACGACGUCACCCAACACACCUGAAGGUGGUGGAAACGACGUCCCCCAACACACCUGAAGGUGGUGGAAACGUAACUCCAACACACCUGAGGGUGGU